Molecule: messenger RNA, 2060 nt
Organism: Argiope bruennichi
Lineage: Eukaryota; Metazoa; Arthropoda; Arachnida; Araneae; Araneidae
Product: lupus La protein homolog
Exons: 15
Coding region: 144-1391 (415 amino acids)
Biological process (GO): positive regulation of translation; RNA processing
Cellular component (GO): cytoplasmic stress granule; cytosol; nucleus
Molecular function (GO): RNA binding
Source: RefSeq, a predicted model, not a curated record
CAGAGCUGAACUGAACGGAUGAAAUUACUCUACGUUUUCUGCAUUGGUGUGGCUGUUGAAGGACUGUUGCAUCAUAACGAAUUAUUUUAGACCGAGCCUUAUCUUCGACUACAAAAUUGUAUUUUUAUGAAAACAAUUUAAAUAUGGGUACUGAAGUUAUAACUCCCGCUGAAGAUUCGAGCUCAGAUAUAUCAGAAUUAGAGCAGAAAAUCAUUCGCCAAAUUGAAUAUUACUUUGGAAAUUUUAAUUUAUGCAAGGAUAAGUUUCUAAGGGAGCAGAUAAAGUUAGAUGAUGGAUGGGUUCCAUUGGAAACCAUGGUGAAAUUCAACCGCUUAAAGAUUCUCACUCAAGAUUUUAAUACAAUUUGUACAGCUUUAGGAAAAUCUCCAAAUGGAUUGAUUGAGAUUAACGAAGAUUCUACUAAAAUACGUAGGCGAGUGGAAAAGCCCAUUCCUGAUGAAUCUUAUUUAAAAAAUGAAGCUGUACAAGAUCGAACUCUUUAUGUGAAAGGAUUUAGGAAAAAUAUCACAUUGGAUGAACUUUUGGAAUUCUUCAAAGAGCACAAAGUUGAAAAUAUUUUCAUGAGACGCUACCCAGGAAAUAAUAGAGGCUUCAAGGGAUCCUGUUUUGUUAUGUUUGAAACUGUUGAAGAUGCUGACAAGUUUCUAGAAAAUAAGGUUAUAAAAUUUGAAGGAACUGAACUCUUAAAGGAGAAAAAGAAAGAUUACACUAAAAGAAAAGAUAUCUACUUUGCUAAUGUAAGAGCUGAAAAAGAGAAAAAAUUAGCUAAAAAAGUUGAUGGAAAUAAGGAAGAUGGAGAUGAAGACAGUGAGGUUCCUGAGGUUGACAUCACCCCUGGUUGUUUAUUAAAACUCACUGGGCUAGGUAGUACUUGUUCAAGAGAAGAUUUAAAGAAAGCUUUAGGAGAAUUUGGAAAAAUAAGUUAUGUUGAUUAUGUCAGAGGCAACCCUGAGGCUGUUGUUCGUUUUGAAUCUGGCGUAGCUGCUAAGGUUUUGGAAAAAGCAGAUGAAGAAGAUGGAGAAAAAAAAUUUUCAAUUGGUUCUUGUAAAGCUACUGUUUCUGUUGUGGAAGGGGACUCUGAAAAAGAAUAUUGGAAGAGUAUUGCUAUCAGUAAAGCCAAUAUGAGACAAAAACAUCCACAAAUUCUUAUUUUAGAUCAACAUAGACAAGGUAAAGGAAGAUUUAAGAAACAGUGGGGUAAGAGACAAAAGGGAAACAGACGAGAUGGGGAAAAUUCAGAUCAGCCACCAUCAAAGAAAUUUAAAGGUAAUUCUAAAGAAGGUGAAGGUAAAACGUCAAAUGGUCAAGACAAAGAAGUACCAAUGGAGCAGAAGGAAACAGGCCAAUCUGCUGUAAAAGAAGAGUCAUAAUUUAUCUUGAUGGUGGAAGGACAAUUUAUUAAAAUACUGUACAUUCUUAUUUAUGUAUAUAACUGUGCUUUAUGGCUAGACAUGGUUUCCUCCCAUGUAAUAUUUCAUGUUAUUUGUUAUUCAUUUCUCAGCUGUAUUUCAUCAUUAAAUUUUUAUGUUGAAUUUUUUUUACUACACUCACAAUGAAAAUGCUUGUGAAUAAUUUCUUUUGCAUUUUAUUGUUAUAUUUACUUGAAAUCUUCAAGUUUGUUUUGUUUGGAAUGUGAAAAGUUGUCAAUUUUCAUGUAAAAAAUGCAAACCUUAAUGCUUUCUCUCAAAAUGUGUUAUUAAUUAUUUUUGAUUAUUUAAUUAUAAAUUAUCUGCAUCAAUCUUUGUUUUCAGAUUGUUAUACAUUCAAUCAGUAUUAAUUACUAUUUAUAAAGAAUUAACCAUAUCCGAUCUAUAUUUAUGGUUCAGUUGCAUAAAUAAGCCUAAAAUCCAUCAGCCUUUAUGAAAUUUCUAAAUUUAAGUGAUGGGAAUAAAUGCAAAAUUAAGAAAUAUUUUAGCUACUGACUUUAAUUUAUUUGUGUAUUUUUAUACUUAAAUUAGCAUAAGAACAUUUUUUGUGAACUUCAUUAUGACCGUAUUUUGUUUUUUGUAACCAAAAAUAUGAGAAUACCAAUAAAAAUU